AUGACUUUAUUAUAUCAAAUGGUACAUUUCACUUUAUUUGCCUCAGUUGCUGGUGAGUGUGUGACCACGCUGUUCCAAGAUGCCUACUUUAAAGGAGGAGACAUCACUGUGGUUUUCACGCCGAAUGCCAAGCACUGCCAGAUCGUCUGCACCCACCAUCCAAGGUGUUUGCUCUUCACUUUCAUGACUGAAUCAUCAUCAGAAGAUCCUACCAAGUGGUAUACUUGCAUCCUGAAAGACAGUGUUACAGAAACACUGCCAAUGGUGAAUAUGACAGGAGCAAUUUCUGGAUAUUCUUUCAAGCAAUGCUUGCACCAAAUAAGUGCUUGCAACAAAGAUGUGUAUGUGGACCUAAACAUGAAGGGAAUGAACUAUAAUAGCUCUAUUACCCAGAGUGCUCAGGAAUGCCAAGAGAGGUGUACAGAUGACACGCAUUGUCAUUUUUUUACAUUCGCCACAAAACACUUUCCAAGCAUAAAGGAUCGUAACAUUUGUCUGUUGAAGAACACCCAAACAGGGACACCAAACAGCAUAACGAAGCUCCGUGAAGUGGUAUCUGGAUUUUCUUUGAAGUCCUGCGGCCUUUCUAAUCUGGCCUGUAUUAGGGACAUUUUCCCUAGAACGGCGUUUGUGGACAUUACCACUGACACGGUCAUGGCCCCAGACCCCUUUGUCUGCCGCAGCAUUUGUACUCACCAUCCCAGCUGUCUGUUUUUCACCUUCUUGUCUGAAGAAUGGCCAACAGCAUCUGAAAGAAAUCUGUGUCUCCUUAAAACAUCUUCAAGUGGAUUGCCAAGUGCACGCUUUAGAAAGAACAAAGCUUUUUCUGGUUUUAGUCUACAAAACUGCCGGCACAGUGUCCCAGUGUUCUGCCAUUCCUCAGUCUAUCACAAUGCUGAUUUCUUGGGAGAAGAACUGGACAUUGUACACGUGGACGGGCAUAAAGCCUGCCAGAAAACAUGUACCAACAGCAUCCGCUGCCAAUUCUUUACCUAUUCUCCAUCUCAAGAAUCAUGCAACGGAGGGAAGGGUAAAUGCUACUUAAAACUUUCUGCAAAUGGAUCUCCAACGAAAAUACUUCAUGGGACAGGAAGCAUCUCUGGAUACACGUUAAGGUUAUGUAAAAUGGAUAAUGUGUGUACAACCAAGAUCAAGACCAGAAUUGUUGGAGGAACCCAGUCUGUUCAUGGAGAGUGGCCAUGGCAGAUAACUCUGCACGUGAUAUCACCCACCCAGAGACACCUAUGCGGAGGCGCCAUCAUCGGAAACCAGUGGAUAUUAACAGCUGCUCACUGUUUCGACGAGGUCGAGUCACCUAACGUAUUGCGUGUCUAUAACGGCAUUUUAAAUCAAUCAGAAAUAAAAGAGGAUACAUCUUUCUUUGGGGUUCAAGAAAUAAUAAUUCAUGAUCAAUAUAAAAAGGCAGAAAGUGGAUAUGAUAUUGCCUUGUUGAAACUAGAAACCGCAAUGAAUUACACAGAUUCUCAACGGCCCAUAUGCCUACCUUCCAAAGGAGAUAGAAAUGUGAUGUAUACUGAAUGCUGGGUGACUGGAUGGGGAUACAGAAAAUUAAGAGACAAAAUACAAAAUACUCUCCAGAAAGCCAAGGUACCCUUGAUGACAAAUGAAGAAUGCCAGGCAGGAUACAGAGGGCACAGAAUAACCAAUAAGAUGGUCUGUGCAGGCUACAGAGAAGGAGGGAAGGACGCCUGUAAGGGGGACUCGGGGGGGCCCCUGUCCUGUAAACACAACGAGGUGUGGCACCUGGUGGGCAUCACGAGUUGGGGUGAAGGCUGCGGCCAAAGGGAGCGGCCAGGUGUUUACACCAACGUGGUCGAGUACGUGGACUGGAUCCUGGAGAAAACGCAAGGCCCUUGA
Messenger RNA from Rangifer tarandus platyrhynchus (Svalbard reindeer), 1878 nucleotides. NCBI's taxonomy places the organism in Eukaryota, Metazoa, Chordata, Mammalia, Artiodactyla, Cervidae. The record is from the annotation of a GenBank genome assembly.